AUGGGAAAUCGAACGGGACGUCGUGCACAACCUGGUCUUGGUAUGUACGGUGCACCAUAUGAUCCAUACUAUGGAAUUGGUACUUAUGGAGGUGCUUAUGGUCCAUAUCCACAUACUUAUGGGGGUUAUUCUACUGGUGGAUAUCUAACAACAACAACUAUGCUUCCUAGGGGUGGUUCUUGUCUUCCUCCUAAAGUUCGUGUCAUCUUCGUUCCUCAAGGCGGUGCUCCUGUCGCUCAACCAAUAUGUCCACCAAUGCCAAUGCCAAUGCCAAUGCCUGCACCGAUGCCAAUGCCAAUGCCAAUGGCUCCACCAAUAUGUCCACCAAUGCCAAUGCCUGCACCGAUGCCAAUGCCAAUGCCAAUGCCAAUGCCAAUGCCAAUGCCAAUGCCUGCACCGAUGCCAAUGCCAAUGCCGAUGGCUCCACCAAUAUGUCCACCAAUGCCAAUGUCAAUGCCAAUGCCUGCACCGAUGCAAAUGCCAAUGCCAAUGUCUGCACCAAUGCCAAUGCCAAUGCCAAUGCCAAUGUCUGCACCAAUGCAAAUGCCAAUGCAAAUGCCAAUGCAAAUGCCAAUGCAAAU
This is a messenger RNA of Rotaria sordida, 581 nucleotides long. NCBI's taxonomy places the organism in Eukaryota, Metazoa, Rotifera, Eurotatoria, Philodinida, Philodinidae. The record is from the annotation of a GenBank genome assembly.